Hermetia illucens (black soldier fly) is the source of this 816-nucleotide messenger RNA. RefSeq lists its product as uncharacterized. The transcript has 2 exons. NCBI's taxonomy places the organism in Eukaryota, Metazoa, Arthropoda, Insecta, Diptera, Stratiomyidae. The record is from RefSeq and is a predicted model, not a curated record. The coding region runs from base 514 to 816 and encodes 100 amino acids.
GGCGUUUUACGAGUUUUUUUUUUUUAUUGCCUAUAAGAGCAGUCUCCGAAGUCGUCAGAGACAAGGCCGACUAUCACCUCGUCAUCCCGACCAACGCGUAAUUAAAACGAACGGCAUCCACAGUCACGUCGGCCAAAGUUGGAGGAACAAUGUUGCCGGAAUCCUAAGCCAAAACGACGGCACCCGUACAGCCGCGGUAGUUACCGAAAACAUCGUUUGCGAGAACAAACAACCCAAGAGAGAAAACGCGGAAGUAGAAAGAGUGGAGUUCGAAAACCAAAGAAAAUAGCGGAGCAGAAGAAAACCGUCCGUCAGCGUCUCUUGCGACGUUCUCUUUUUUAUGCUAACACUUUAUACGGCCUGACGUUAUUUUUUUUACUACAGAAAGAAUUUACAAAAAGAAUAAUAUCUUAAUCUAUAAAAUAGUAUAAAUUUAGCAUCUCCUGGGACGACGGUUGCGACAUUGUAGUGUUGAUGGUUUUGCCGGGAAAGGACUACCUAGCGAAGGUGUAAAUGUUGUUGUUGAUGACGGAGAGCUUGUGGCUGUUGAUGAUGCGCUUGUUGAAGAUGCGGCUGAUCCUGAUGAAGGUGUUCAUGUUGCAAUUAUUGUACGUGGACUUGCUGUUGCUGAAAGAUUCUAGCUGUGAUGUAGUUGGGGUGCUGGAUGGUAUUGAUGUUCCCGACUUUGUACUUGCUGCGUCGGAAGCUUUCGCUGUCGCUGCUGUUGAAGUUGCCUUUGGUUUAGAGUUGGAUUUUCGCCAUGAUUUCGAUAUCCCUAAAAGCUGUCUGACUUUGGUAUGUGCAUUAUUGAAAUGA